This is a messenger RNA of Budorcas taxicolor (takin), 4289 nucleotides long. RefSeq names its product protein phosphatase 2 regulatory subunit B''alpha (gene PPP2R3A). The transcript is spliced from 13 exons. Gene Ontology annotation, cellular component: protein phosphatase type 2A complex. The record is from RefSeq and is a predicted model, not a curated record. Gene Ontology annotation, biological process: protein dephosphorylation. Gene Ontology annotation, molecular function: calcium ion binding; protein phosphatase regulator activity. Bases 31 to 3483 code for a protein of 1150 amino acids. NCBI's taxonomy places the organism in Eukaryota, Metazoa, Chordata, Mammalia, Artiodactyla, Bovidae.
UACAUCCUACCACCCAGUGGAUUUGAUAUUAUGGCAGCAACUUACAGACUUGUGGUUAGUACUGUGAACCACUACAGCAGUGUGGUGAUAGACCGGCGUUUUGAGCAAGCGAUACAUUAUUGCACUGGAACCUGCCACACCUUCACACAUGGAGUUGACUGCAUUGUGAUACAUCAUAGUGUUUGUGCAGACCUCUUACACAUCCCUGUGUCUCAGUUCAAAGAUACAGAUCUGGACUCUCUGUUUUUACCCCAUGAAAAUGGGUUUUCCUCAGCUGAAGGUGACUAUCCCCAUCAAGCCCUCACGGGCAUACCCAAGGUCAGGAAAGGAUCUACAUUUCAGAGUACCUGUAAUUUAAAGGACAUUGCAGGAGAAGCAAUCAGUUUUGCCAGUGGGAAAAUAAAAGAAUUUUCCCUUGAAAAACUCAAAAACUCCAACCACGCCGCUUAUAAAAAGGGAAGGAAAGUUAAAUCUGACUCAUUCAACAGGAGGUCAGUUGAUUUUGACUUGCUCUGUGGCCAUUAUAACCAUGAUGGGAACUCUCCAUCCUUUGGUUUACUCCGGAGUUCCUCAGUUGAGGAAAAAUCUUUGUCCCAUAGAAACUCACUCGAUACAAACCUGACUUCAGUGUUUCUUCACAACUUCUCUGAAGAAGACCUGGUUACUCAGAUUUUAGAAAAACAUAAAAUAGAUCAUUUUUCUUCUGGUACAGACAUAAAGAUGUGCUUAGACAUCUUGCUAAAAUGCUCCGAGGAUUUGAAAAAAUGCACAGACAUCAUAAAACAGUGUAUAAAGAAAAAGACAGGGAGUAGCAUCAAUGAAGGAAACGGUAAUGAUGCAGUUUCUAGCUCUGAAACUGUCUACAUGAAUGUAAUGACCAGGUUAGCAUCCUACCUGAAAAAGCUACCAUUUGAAUUCAUGCAGUCUGGGAAUAAUGAGGCUAUAGAUUUAACAGAACUGGUCAGUAAUAUGCCUAGUUUACAACUGACUCCCUUUUCCCCAGUGUUUGGCACCGAACAGCCCCCUAAGUAUGAAGAUGUUGUCCAGCUCUCAGCCCUUGACUCUGGACAGUUUCAAACUAUAGAAUUGCAAGAUGACCAGCACAGUUCUAGAAAAACAGACACUAUAAAACCCAUUCCAAAUAACUCCACAAAUUCCUUAUAUAAUUUAGAGAAAAGUGAUCCCAGAACUCUAAAAGAUGUUCAGCUUCAAUCACAGUCACUAACUGUAAAUCCUUUAGAAAAUGUUUCGUCUGGUAAUCUCAUAGAAAGCCUAUAUAUUGAAGAAGAGUCAGAUGGAAAGAAAGCAUUAUAUCAAGAACAGAAGACAGAAAAUGGACCCUCUCCAGAGUUGAUAAAGGUAAAUGAAGAUAGAGCAGAAUUAUCAGACCAUGGUACUCAUCUUAAAAAAUGUCCUGCCUCAAUGCAAAAUGAAAUUGGUAAGAUAUUUGAGAAAUCAGUUGUUAGUCAUCCUGAAGAAGAUCUUAAAUCUAAAGUUCCUGAAGGUGAAGAGGAAAACCACAGAGAUUUUAUGAAUUCUAACAGCCAGGAAGAGAUAGAUAAAUUGUUAAUGGACUUGGAAUCUUUCUCCCAGAAGAUGGAGACCUCUCUAAGAGAGCCACUUGCUAAAGGUAAAAGCUCUGACUCUCUAAAUAGUCAGAGUCAGUUGAUUGGUCAGCUGCCAGGUCUUGAGCCUAAAUCUAAAGUCUCCUCACCCACAGAAAAAGUGUCACCUUCCUGUCUAACAAGGAUUAUUGAAACCAAUGGACACAAAAUAGAGGAAGAGGAUCGAGCCCUCUUACUGCGGAUUCUAGAAAGCAUUGAAGAUUUUGCUCAAGAAUUGGUUGAAUGCAAAUCAGGCAGAGGGAGCCUAUCACAAGAAAAAGAGAUGAUGCAGAUUCUACAAGAAACCUUGACAACUUCCUCCCAGGCCAAUUUGUCAGUCUGCAGAAGUCCUGUUGGUGAUAAAGUCAAAGACACUACCUCAGUGGUUUUGAUUCAGCAGACCCCAGAGGUGAUCAAGAUUCAAAAUAAACCAGAAAAGAAACCUGGAACACCACUUCCACCUCCAGCCCCCUUUCCAAGUAGUCCCCGACCUCCCUCCCCUGUUCCUCACGUGAAUAAUGUUGUGAGUGCAGCAUUAUCCAUCAACAUUCCACGGUUCUACUUUCCUGAAGGACUCCCCGAUGCCUGCAGUAAUCAUGAACAAACUCUAAGCAGAGUUGAAGCUGCUUUCAUGGAUAUUGAAGAUCAGAAAGCAGACGUUUAUGAAAUGGGAAAAAUUGCAAAGGCCUGCGGCUGUCCUCUUUAUUGGAAAGCCCCCAUGUUCAGGGCUGCAGGGGGAGAGAGGACAGGAUUUGUGUCAGCACAGUCAUUCAUCACCAUGUGGAGAAAGUUGCUGAGUAACCAUCAUGAUGAUGCCUCUAAGUUUAUCUGUCUUCUUGCAAAGCCCAGCUGCAGCUCUCUAGAACAGGAUGAUUUUAUUCCUUUACUUCAGGAUGUGGUAGAUACACAUCCUGGCCUCACGUUCCUGAAAGAUGCUCCAGAAUUCCACUCCCGGUACAUCACCACGGUUAUUCAGAGAAUAUUCUACACAGUCAACAGAUCAUGGAGUGGAAAAAUUACUGCAACAGAGAUAAGAAAAAGCAACUUUUUGCAAACUCUAGCCCUUUUGGAAGAAGAAGAAGAUAUAAACCAAAUCACAGAUUACUUCUCCUAUGAACACUUCUAUGUUAUUUAUUGUAAAUUCUGGGAACUAGAUAGUGAUCAUGACCUCUACAUCAGCCAGGCCGAUCUAUCUCGAUACAAUGACCAGGCUUCAUCAAACAGGAUUAUUGAAAGAAUAUUCUCUGGGGCAGUAACAAGGGGUAAAACAGUACAGAAAGAGGGACGAAUGAGCUAUGCAGAUUUUGUUUGGUUUUUGAUCUCUGAGGAAGACAAAAGGAACCCCACCAGCAUCGAGUACUGGUUCCGCUGUAUGGAUGUGGAUGGGGAUGGAGUGCUCUCCAUGUACGAGCUGGAAUACUUCUACGAGGAGCAGUGUGAACGGAUGGAAGCCAUGGGCAUUGAGCCUUUGCCAUUCCAUGAUUUGUUGUGCCAGAUGCUUGACCUGGUAAAGCCAGCCAGUGAUGGCAAAAUAACUCUACGAGACCUGAAGAGAUGCAGAAUGGCUCACAUCUUUUAUGACACUUUCUUUAAUCUGGAGAAAUACUUAGACCAUGAACAGAGAGAUCCCUUUGCGGUCCAGAAGGAUGUUGAGAAUGACAGUCCUGAGCCCUCCGACUGGGACAGGUUUGCUGCUGAAGAGUAUGAGACCCUUGUAGCAGAAGAGUCUGCCCAAGCACAGUUCCAGGAAGGCUCCUUUGAAGAUUAUGAAACAGAAGAGCCUCCCUCUCCCUCUGAAAUUGUAAACAAAGGCAAUAAAAUAGUGACCUCAAGCCUUUCAGAGAAAUGUGGAAAGCUUCAGUCAGUGGAUGAAGAAUAGUUGCCAGUGUCUACAUGAAAGGGAGAUGUUUUUCAAAAAAAAUUUGUGAAGAGAUGCUCUAGUUUGCAUAUUGCAUUUUAAAAGCUUUGAUUUCUGCAAGUGUGUAUCUGCACUAGGAACUUUUUAACGUUUUUGAGCAAUAGCUCUGGAUACACAUACCCAAUUUGGGAGACUCCUCCAGUUUGCCUCAAACCUCCUACAGAGCUUUUCCUCAGAAGCAAAUGAUAUAUACAUCACCUUCCAACGUCUGUAAAUCAGCACUCUUCACCCUGAAUGUACCAAGAAUCUCUUGGGGACAGUGCCAAGCACGGCUCUCUGCACAAAAGCAGAAGUUGCCUCUGUUGUCCAGUAUCCCUGAGGCCCAUCAGGGCUCCUAUGGAGCCCAGAAGAAACCUUCACUUGCAGAAAACUUGAGUCAAGAAAUUCUGGAACUUGAAAAAGCAGUCAGGGCCUCCAGAACUGAAUUAGCCCUGGUAAUAAAAGCACUGCCAAAACAUCUCAGAGACUUCUUUUAAUUGUAUGUGUACUGGAGUUCAAAGAUCUUGAACUUAAUGUAAUUUCACAAUGACCUGCCAAACUGCUAGUCACUUUACAUCCUCAGGUAUUGUAACCACUGGGCCUUCCAACCUUGCUAGCAAGCUCUAACCCUCCCCCCAUCCUGACUGUGGACCUUAUAUAAAACCUGAAGAAAAACUUAACUGCGGACAAGUACAGAAUAUGACUCCUAAUUGGGAGGAAAAAGUUUCCUUUUAACUCAUCUAACAUUUGUAGCAAAUUAUUAAGUGAUUUAUUAAUCUAAAAAUUAG